CAAAGUCGGUGUAUGUAUCGUAGCGACGCUUGGGUUUUACAUUUGGUUACAUUUAGUUGUAAGAAUAGUGUGUGUAUUUGGUGAUUAAAUAAGAAAGUGAAUUAAAUUAUUCACUACAAUGACAACUUUAGGCCCUAAGAAAGAUGGGGGCCCAAAUAUUGAAUUCUUCCAGUCGGCGGAAUCUUUGACUCAAUUUGACCAAAUUCGUGUGUGGUUACAGAAAAACUGCAAAAAGCAUGUCCAAACUGAUCCACCAACCAAAGAGGGGUUGGCCCAACUGGUCAUCCAGCUUAUCCAAUAUCAGGAGAAUAAGUUGGGAAAAAAUGCAACUGAUCCUCCGUUUAUGAGACUUCCAAUGAAAGUAUUCAUGGACAUGAAACCAGGCGGGUCCCUGUGCACGGUGCUCGCCACCAUGUUCCGCUUCAAGUCGGAGCAACGGUGGCGCAAGUUCGACUUCCAGGUCGGUAAGAAUCCGUCCCGAAAAGAUUUGAACGUGCAAAUGAUGAUGGAAAUCGAAUCAUCUCUCCUGGGAGCUGAAGUAAUACGCUCACCCUGCAUCUUCAUACGUCCAGAAGUAGACAAAGCCACAGCUAAUAAAGUCAAGGAUAUCAUUGUAAAUCAUCAGGGAGAAAUUUGCGAGGACGAAGAAGACGCAACGCAUAUAAUUCACCCCGCGGUAGAUCCUCUGGAGGAAGAGUACGCUCGGCCUGUAUUCAAACGUGGGAACAGCGUUCUUAUACACUGGUACUACUUCCCCGACAGCCACGACACCUGGGCACAGUCUGAUCUACCGGUGGACGUGCCCGAGAAUGUGAGCUGGGAGUGCAACCGAGCGGAGCCGUGGCGCGUGUCGGCCACGUGGGCGCUCGACCUGCCGCAGUACAACGAGUGGAUGAACGAGGAGGAUUACGAAGUCGAUGUCAACGGAAAGAAAAAGGUACACAAGUUGAGACUGUCCGUUGAUGAUCUAAUCCCCGGGUCUGAGCCGUCAGGGAAAAGUAAAAAGGGUAAGAGGAAGCGAUCUCCCUCUCCGCCGCCGCAGAAACACGGGAAGAGAAAGAGUCGUGUGGCGAAGCGUCGCGAUAACGACGGUGAUGAAGAAGAGGAUAACGCGUCCAGAGACAAUACUGAUGUCGCGCCCACACCUGAGAGCGAGCGGUCUACUGACACGCCGGCGCCGGCCUCGGGCGCGGCGGAGGCGAGCGCGGCGCCCGACGCGCCCGCCACGCCCGCGCCCGCCAUGGACGCGCACGACGACUCGCAGGGCAAGCACAGCGACUCCAAUACGCAGGAAAUGCUAACUAAGGAAGAGUUGGAAGACAAUGUAACGGAUCAAACUCACCACAUCGUAGUGCCGUCCUACUCGGCGUGGUUCGACUACAACUCCAUACACACCAUCGAGAAAAGAGCGUUACCCGAGUUCUUCAACAAUAAGAACAAGUCGAAGACUCCCGAGAUAUAUUUGGCAUAUAGGAACUUCAUGCUGGACACGUACCGCCUGAACCCGACGGAGUACCUCACGAGCACGGCGUGCCGGCGCAACCUGGCGGGCGACGUGUGCGCCAUCAUGCGCGUGCACGGCUUCCUCGAGCAGUGGGGGCUCGUCAACUACCAGGUGGAGACAGAGUCUCGUCCGACCGCUAUGGGACCGCCGCCCACGUCACACUUCCACGUAUUGUCCGACACUCCGUCCGGCUUGCAGCCGUUGCAGGCGAGACCUACUCAACCUAGACCAGCAGAGAACGUAGCGGUGCCGAAGGUGGAGGCCGGCCUUCCCAACGGCGCGGAUGCGGGCGCGCCCGUCAAGCCCGAGCCCAACGUUAAGGCGGAGCCCACAAUUGAACUGGGCACCGCACCUGGACUCAAGAUGGACCAAUAUCGUGGAGGAGCCCGGGGGCGCGAAUGGACAGAACAGGAGACCCUCUUGCUGCUGGAAGCGCUGGAACUGCACCGAGACGACUGGAACCGCGUGGCGGCGCACGUGGGCUCCAGAACACAUGAUGAGUGUAUCCUGCACUUCCUACGACUACCCAUAGAAGACCCAUAUUUGAAUGAUACCUCAGCUAGUGGUGUCCUGGGUCCAUUAGCUUACCAACCCAUUCCAUUCAGCAAGACCGGCAAUCCCGUGAUGAGUACAGUUGCGUUCCUGGCUUCCGUAGUCGACCCGCGCAUCGCUUCUAAGGCCACUAGAGCUGCUAUGGACGAAUUUUCUGCUAUUAAGGACGAGGUACCGGCGGCCAUGAUGGAGGCGCACGUGAAGGCGGCCGGCGCGCACGGGCCCGCCGCCGCGCUCGCCGCCACCGGCAUCGCCGGCACCGCGCCCGCCGCGCCCGCAGUAGAGAAAAAAGAAGGCUCGGAGGUAAAACAAGAAGCAAUGGAAGUGGACGGAGAGGGCGAAGCGAAGGUGAAGGAGGAGCCGGCGGAGGCGCCGCCCGCAGACGAAGCCAAAGAGACCAAGGACGAUGCUACCCCACCGCCAGAAGCGCCAGCAGCGGUAGACUCCAAGGUACAGUCAGCCGCAGCGGCAGCUCUUGCGGCUGCCGCCGUGAAGGCGAAGCAUCUCGCGGGAGUCGAGGAGCGCAAGAUAAAGUCUCUCGUGGCUCUACUCGUCGAGACGCAGAUGAAGAAGCUGGAGAUAAAGCUGAGACACUUCGAGGAACUCGAGGCAACCAUGGAGCGAGAGCGAGAAGGUCUCGAGUAUCAACGGCAACAGCUGAUACAGGAACGUCAACAGUUCCACCUGGAACAGCUGAAGGCGGCCGAGUUCCGGGCGAGAAACCACGCCAUUCAAAGACUGCAGGCGGAGUCGGGCGGCGUGGCGGCGGCGGCGGCCAGCGCGGCGCCCGGCGCGCCCGACGCGCCGCCCGCAGACGCGCCGCAGCCGCCGCCCGCGCACCACGCCUGA
This is a messenger RNA of Vanessa atalanta (red admiral), 2905 nucleotides long. It is a transcript of the gene mor, whose product is annotated as SWI/SNF complex subunit SMARCC2. Gene Ontology annotation, molecular function: DNA binding; histone binding. Gene Ontology annotation, cellular component: SWI/SNF complex. The transcript has 20 exons. Gene Ontology annotation, biological process: positive regulation of DNA-templated transcription. The record is from RefSeq and is a predicted model, not a curated record. Lineage: Eukaryota; Metazoa; Arthropoda; Insecta; Lepidoptera; Nymphalidae. Bases 119 to 2905 code for a protein of 928 amino acids.